Cylas formicarius (sweet potato weevil) is the source of this 1388-nucleotide messenger RNA. Its product is annotated as gustatory receptor for sugar taste 64e-like. Bases 90 to 1337 code for a protein of 415 amino acids. The transcript has 8 exons. Gene Ontology annotation, molecular function: taste receptor activity. The record is from RefSeq and is a predicted model, not a curated record. Gene Ontology annotation, biological process: sensory perception of chemical stimulus; detection of chemical stimulus involved in sensory perception of taste. Lineage: Eukaryota; Metazoa; Arthropoda; Insecta; Coleoptera; Brentidae. Gene Ontology annotation, cellular component: membrane.
UUUAAUAUUUCUGGCACGGGCAAAUGCUUCGAAAACAACUUUAAGAUGUCUAGAACAGUGGUGUAAACACGGCGAAGGUCCGCGACAACAUGGAAGGGAACCAACUUUUCGAAAUACGUUGUCCGAAGCGCAAAACAAACAAACAAAGACGUUCGAAACUUUUAUUACCGUCGGAGCAAAACUGCAAUUCCUUUCACGUCGUCAUGAGGUUCCCUAUAAAGGUCGCCCAAAUGUUCAGUUUUUUGCCCAUAGGUGGGAUCGACGGCCCUACCUCCAAAUCAAUCCGGUUCCGAUGGAUCUCCUGGAAAAUGGGAUACGCUUUUGUGACGUUCGUUCUGUUCGUUAUUAACAUUGGCGUCCUCUUUUACAUCAUCCUGGUUCGAGGCUUGAAUAUGUUACGGCUGUCGUACUUGAUUUUCCACGCCGAGGCUUUAAUAUUGACGGUAUUGUAUGGUAAACUGGCUAAAGAAUGGCCGGAUUUUGUCCGCGAAUGGGACCGAGUUGAGGUCAGCAUGAAGCACUACGAACUUCCGCAAAACUUGCGGAAAACACUCAAGGUUGUCACGUCGUUGUUUUUAUCGGUUGCUUUUGUCGAACACAAUAUGUUGACUUAUAACAAAUUGGCGAUUUCAUUUGGACCCGGUGUAUCGGCGUACGAUGUUUUCAAAGAGUAUUUCACAUGUCGCAGCUACUGGGAUGUAUUCGCGUUCGUUGACUACUCCGUCUGGAUGGGUAUAAUUUUACAGAUAUUAAAUUGGCAGCGAACUUUUAUGUGGACUUACACUGACGUAUUCAUAAUAUUAAUGGGCAUUUGUAUAUCGUUGAAACUGAGGCAAAUAAAGAGACGAGCAAAGAAUUUAUCGCAAUUAAAGAUCGCGGAUAUACGACCAUGGAGAUCACUUAGAGAAGACUACGUGAAGCUGACCCGAUUAUUAAUAAUUACUAACGAAAAACUUUCUUAUAUUAUUAUCGUUUCAUAUUCGGCGAAUAUGUACUUCAUCUUAAUCCAGCUCUUUAGCAUAUUAUCCGAAGGUAUCCAAGGAUAUAACCUCAUUUAUCUGUGGAUUUCUUUUGGUCUUCUUAUUGCCCGUCUGACAUACGUAUGUUACUACGGGGGAACGCCAGCAAACGAAUGCUUGGAAAUUGUUAAAAUUUUAAACGCCGUGAAAGGUACUAACAUUGAAAUAAAUAGGUUUAUAACGCAUAUUUCCACGCACGAAAUGGUGCUAACAGGGAUGAACUUUUUCAAAAUAACGCAAAACUUGAUAUUAAAGAUUGCUACGGCUCUUGUGGGAUAUGAACUAGUAAUGAUUCAAAUGUACAUUCAUAGAACUUGAUAAGCCAACACAGUAUUGAAAUGUAUUUGUUAAAAAGAUUGGUAGGAAUAA